Pristis pectinata (smalltooth sawfish) is the source of this 1080-nucleotide messenger RNA. It is a transcript of the gene rspo4, whose product is annotated as R-spondin 4. The record is from RefSeq and is a predicted model, not a curated record. The coding region runs from base 1 to 810 and encodes 269 amino acids. The transcript is spliced from 5 exons. NCBI's taxonomy places the organism in Eukaryota, Metazoa, Chordata, Chondrichthyes, Rhinopristiformes, Pristidae.
AUGGGACGGGGCUCAGACUGCCAAAGCCGAGUUCCAGGACCGAGCGGAGUCGCGGCUGGUCCCGGGACAGUGGCUCCGGCUUCCGAGGGAGGCAGUGGCCGGAGACCGACCCGUCUCCGCCGAGCCGCGCACAUGGAUCUGAGAGCUCUAGUGCUGGGGAUCGUCCUGCUGGGGUGCUGGCAGCGAGCGGGCGCAGAGGACAAAGGCUUGCUCCAGAAGUGCAGGAGUUGCCAGGACUGCUCUGUGGACAACGGUUGCCUGAGCUGCCAACACCGACUCUUCCUCCUGAUCAAAAGAGAGGGAAUCCGGCAGCAUGGGGAGUGCGUGCACGUCUGCCCCGUGGGUCACUACAGCCUGAGGGGUAAAGAUGCCAACCGCUGCCUGAGAUGCAAGGCCACGAAUUGUGAAACCUGCUUCAGCCGAGAGUUCUGCAUCAAGUGUAGUCCCGACCACUACCUGCUGAAGGGCAAAUGUUACACGGCCUGUCCAAAAGGGUCAGCUCCACAGGUCCGACUGAUGGAAUGUGUGGAUGGAUGCAAAGUUGGGCCAUGGAGUGAGUGGAGUCCCUGCAUGAGGAACCAGCGGACUUGUGGCUACAAGUGGGGGUCUGAGUCCAGGUCACGGCAAGAGCUCUCACCCUCAUUGAAUCGUUCUGAGCCCUGUGUCGCCCUGACAAUGUCAAGGAAGUGCAGAAUAAAGAAAAGACACUGCCCCGGAGACAAAAAGGUGCAUAAAACCAGAGGGAACAAAUGGAAGAAGAAAGGUCUGGCCAAUGGAAAAAGAUCAGAGGAGUUCGACGACUCCUCAUAACGUCCGGGACUCGCCGAUCAAGAGGGGGAGGGGGCAAGUGUCCCAGACCUAAGGUGGGAACCUGAGGACUCGGGAGUACAAUGAAGUUGCACCAAGGACCAACAGGAGGAAUAUCCUCCUGUCAGAAGCAGAUGCUGGACUUUGUGUAGAUUUCCCCAAACCUGGAACUGCUUUCACCCUCCAGAAGGCCGUCGAUGCCAGGGGUCAGAGCGAGUCAUCAAUGCUGAGACUGAGAGGAGGAGCGAUAGUCAGUGACAGAGCCGGUUUGGG